Messenger RNA from Rubroshorea leprosula, 1354 nucleotides. The record is from the annotation of a GenBank genome assembly. Lineage: Eukaryota; Viridiplantae; Streptophyta; Magnoliopsida; Malvales; Dipterocarpaceae.
CUUUCUCUUUGUAUUAAUAAAGUAUUUGAUAUUAUUCUCUCUCUAUAUCAUUAAAAAACAAUAUACAAUUAAAAGAAUUCCAAGUUGAAGAGAAGUGGGAGUAACAUCAAAAAAUUAAAAUUCCUAAUGCUCAAUUACUGAAAAUUAAUUAAUGUCAACACACUCAUAUUGUAUCAGACUUGCACAAUAGCUGAUAAUUGCUUACCUACACCCACGUGAAAACAAAUCCGCGUCGGACUUUUGCCCCAUCAUGCAAAUUUUUUUAAUAAUAAAAUAACAAUAUUGGCCCCUCAACUUUAUUAUUAUUAUUUUUUAAAAAGUUUCUUUUAAAUUAGCUAACAGUUAUAAAAUAAAAAGAUGUUAAACAAUAGAAAAACACGAUAAUACAAAUCCGUAAGUCCCCCAAGACUUAACUAGCUUUGUAUCACAUAAUCAUUUAUAAAGAUUAUUUUGAACACUUAAAAAAGACAAAAGAAUUAAAUAUCCAUUGUUCUUAUAUCUUUUUAAUUUUUUUUAUAUGCUGAAUUUUUCCUUUAUAUAUGAACUUCACUUCGUUCAUAUGGUCAAAUCCUUACUUUAUGGCUAUCCAUCGCUACUGUAUCAACAGUAUCUUUGAUUUUAUAAUAUGUUGUAAACUUUUAAAAUUUUAGAAAUAACAUUACAUUCAACAAAACCAUUAAGGAACUAGACACGAAAUUUCACUUCAAUCAGCUCUAACCAUGAGAAUCGGUUUCACAACAAGAAACUAGAUUUUAGUUAAAUUGGCAACUGCCCAGUUUAUACCACCAAACCACCAAACCAUUUCCCCACAAAACUUUUCAAUUGAACUCCACAAUAUACCAUCACAACCAGAAUAAAUAGAUCAGUAAAAUCAAGAUUUGACCUAGAUAAAACAUGAUUAAAAGAAGUUCAAAUUAAGGCAAAUUUGUUUGGCUUUAACAAAUUAAUCAAACCAAACCUUGAAACAUCAAUUUUGAAUCACAGAAGAUAUUAUAGAAGCAUGUUUUAUUGAAUCUAAGGCCUCUUGAUUGUUCACUAGCGUACCCCCAGAAUCUAAUCACGAUUUAAAAACAAAGGAACCUGAGAACCUCCAAAUCAAAAUUUCUUCUGGUUUUGUCAAAACCACACCAAUGAAACCAAUCAAUUUCUCAAUUAUAAUUCUUGAUUUUAAUCCAAUUAACCACCAUGGAUCAAUAAUCACCUUAGCAUAAAUCUAACAACACCAAACAAGUCAAGGUCUGAUUACAUCAGAAACACACUCAAAAUCAACAGAGAAUUUUAGCAUAAUAGAAUAUUCAAACUCAAUCACCAAUUAGCGCUUAAACAUACUCAAUCAUAAAGCCAUCUUUUAGUU